GUCUCUGACUAUAACAGCAUAACUGCAUUAAAGUAUUGCUAGUCGUAAAGAAAUAAACGUUUUUGGUUGCCAAGGUUUCUGUUAGAUUUGAUAGAAUUAUUAGUAAAAUUCUGCAUAAAUUCUUAUAGGACUUAGUAUUUUAUCACUAUGAAUACCGAAGUCAUAUUAGAAGAUCCAGAAGUAGAUACUGAGGCGGAAACUGAAGAAAAAGAAAUACCAAUUUGCGCUCGUUUAGUAUUUACAAAAGAGCAGAAAAACGAUUUACAUGAGGCGUUCAACCUUUUAGAUUACAAUGGAGAAGGCAAAAUCAAAGCAGAAGAUUUUCGUGUAGCCAUAAAAGCUUUAGGAUAUGAACCUACGAAAGAAGAACUUCAAAAAAUGAUUAAUGGCGUGGAUAAAGGUCUUACUGGUAAAUUAAGUUUUGAGAACUUUGAAACCGCUAUUAUGCGUAAAAUAAUGUCACUGGAUAGCGAUGGUGAUAUAAUGAAAAGUUUUAGGCUUUUUGACAUGGAUGACUGUGGAUUUAUUAGUUUUGAAAAUCUAAAACAAGUUACUAAAAUCUUAGAAAUUUACUUAAGCGAUCAAGAAAUAGAAGAAAUGAUUGAUGAUGCUGAUAAGGACUUCGACGGAUUCAUUUCUGUUCAAGAAUUUAUGAGAAUGAUUAAAAACUCUGUUGAUAUUGUUACUCCAUGAGAUUACAACACUGCUGUGUUUUCACAAAUCAAAAUAAUUUAUUGAUGUUCCUUGAUUUUUGAAUAAAUAAUAUUUAAAAAA
Molecule: messenger RNA, 774 nt
Organism: Pieris brassicae (large cabbage white)
Lineage: Eukaryota; Metazoa; Arthropoda; Insecta; Lepidoptera; Pieridae
Product: caltractin-like
Exons: 5
Coding region: 148-693 (181 amino acids)
Biological process (GO): centriole replication; mitotic cell cycle
Cellular component (GO): centrosome; centriole
Molecular function (GO): calcium ion binding
Source: RefSeq, a predicted model, not a curated record